AUGAAGUGUCUAUCAAACUGCUCUUUGCCCAGCAUUGCUGCUGUCAAUGGACAUGCAUUUGCUUCGGGCUGCCAGCUGGUUGCCUCAUGCGAUCUGGCUGUUUCCGUGUCUUGGGCCAAGUUCGCUGUACCUGGAGUCAAAUUGGGCCUCUUCUGUUCUACACCUGGUGUGGCAUUGGCCCGGGCGAUUGGCAGGCGAGCUGCUGCUGAGCUUCUUCUAACUGGUUACCUUUAUUUUUGA
Messenger RNA from Protopolystoma xenopodis, 240 nucleotides. Lineage: Eukaryota; Metazoa; Platyhelminthes; Monogenea; Polystomatidea; Polystomatidae. The record is from the annotation of a GenBank genome assembly.